AUGAGGAGCGCUGUUGUCGGCAGCCAGGCGGUUCUCAUCCAGGCGCUGGGAUUCCGCUUCUGCCGGGCUGGCUCUUGGGCGCCGGACGCCUGCCGGAGCCUCCCACCGGGCCCACCCAGCGGCGCUGCAGUCCGCGGAGACCCUGAGGUUGGGAUAGAGGUUAAUAUUGAAAGUUUCUCGGGGUUGUUGGCGCAGUGGCUGGCUCUCGCAGAGGCAGGAGGGAGCGGUGGCGGCGGCGCCUUUCCUCAACACGGCCGCUAG
Messenger RNA from Rangifer tarandus platyrhynchus (Svalbard reindeer), 261 nucleotides. The record is from the annotation of a GenBank genome assembly. NCBI's taxonomy places the organism in Eukaryota, Metazoa, Chordata, Mammalia, Artiodactyla, Cervidae.